AUGGAUAAUCAAAGAAAACGUUUCCGCGAGGAGAACUUACAAGAACAACAUGAAGCAAAACGGAGCACAUCCUCAAAUUCUGUGAUGUUGGAAAAUGUACGGAGAAAAAGGGAAGAACUGAAGAAUCGUCUUAAAACAAUGUCGGAAAAAGAACUUACCGGUAAAUCGACGAUUCCAACGACAAAUAACAGUAUUCAGGAUCGAAUUGCAGACUUAAAGAGACGAACGACUGAGCGACUUAAGGGAAUCAGCACAUUACAGCCAGAAAAUAAUGACAAUGACAAGAAACAAAAAGGUGGAUUAAAUGUUGGUAUCCAUCCCGCUCUUUUAGACACGAAUCUUGGAUUGUCAUCCACAAAGGGAAGUCGUGGAGAAAGCAAAAAAGAGUCAGCUUCUACCAUCACAACAGAAAAGUCUAAAAAGGUCCCUUCAAACCAAACCACUCGGCAUGGUUUAGUGCUAGAAGCACCACCAACUCGAGUUGAUGAUGGCUUCUUUGAUCCUCGAGCGCAAGUUGUGAAAAGAACUAGACGCUCAAGACAAUUGCAAUUCACUGAGCAUGGAAAACAUAUACAAGAAGCGGAAGCUCUGCGUCGUCGAGCAAGGCUCGAAGAGCUCAAAAAGAAAAUUGAAUUGCAGUCAAAAAAAACGGGUCUUGCAAAAGGGCUCACAGUUGCGGAGAAAGCUACGCAGCAGGAAGAACCGCCUUUGGUAGAAUGGUGGGAUUUAUCUUUUUUAUCGGAAAAUACUGCAUAUGAAACUGCAAUAGAAGGAGGUUAUGAAAAUAUAUCACACACGAUAAAUGAUCUUAUUCAAAUACCCAUACCAAUAAAACGAGAGGUUGCGGAAGGCACUACCAAGAAAGCCAUUUACUUAACUAAAAAGGAGCAAAAGAAAAUACGUCGACAAACUCGAGCGGAAGCUCGAAAAGAAAAACAAGAUCGACAGUUAUUAGGUUUGGAACCUCCAGAGCCUCCCAAGGUAAAACUGUCGAACUUGAUGAAAGUGCUUGGUAAUGAAGCUAUAAAAGAUCCAACUAAAGUGGAAGCCCAAGUGCGACGUCAAAUCGAGGAACGUCGUUUAAAGCAUGAACAACAGAACGAGGAGCGCAAACUUACAGAUGAAGAGCGAGCCGAGAAAGCCGCUCGAAAACUUGAGGAGGAUGCUGCUCGUGGCUUAUACAGCUUGGUGUUCCGAAUUGAUUAUCUUGCACACAGGCCCCACAGACUAAAAAUCGAUCUGAAUGCGAAACAGCUGGGUUUAACAGGCAUUUGUCUUUUGCAUCCCGACCUUAAUCUUGUAGUCGUAGAAGGGGGACUGAAGGCUGUUAAAAAGUUCAAAAAAUUGAUGCUCGAUCGUAUAAACUGGACUGAUACUUCACGAAAUUCUAUUCUUGCCCAAAACCAUAAACUUGUUGGAGCGGAUGGAAAGGAGCUGGAUUAUAAUCAAAACAAAUGUAUCCUUCUUUGGGAGGGUCAAAUUGGUAACCGACUCUUCAAGUUUUGGUCCUUCAGAACAAGUCAUUCUGAUGCAGAGGCGGUCGAGAUCCUGAAAGAAAGGGGCAAUGCAGAACACUACUGGAACUUAGCUCAAUCCUGGGUUAGCGAAGAAUGA
Schizosaccharomyces japonicus yFS275 is the source of this 1614-nucleotide messenger RNA. Its product is annotated as U4/U6 X U5 tri-snRNP complex subunit Prp3. NCBI's taxonomy places the organism in Eukaryota, Fungi, Ascomycota, Schizosaccharomycetes, Schizosaccharomycetales, Schizosaccharomycetaceae. Gene Ontology annotation, cellular component: nucleus; U4/U6 x U5 tri-snRNP complex. The transcript has 4 exons. The coding region runs from base 1 to 1614 and encodes 537 amino acids. Gene Ontology annotation, biological process: mRNA splicing, via spliceosome; mRNA cis splicing, via spliceosome. The record is from RefSeq and is a predicted model, not a curated record.